Dalotia coriaria is the source of this 1724-nucleotide messenger RNA. RefSeq names its product testis-specific serine/threonine-protein kinase 3-like. Bases 367 to 1416 code for a protein of 349 amino acids. The transcript has 6 exons. Gene Ontology annotation, cellular component: cytoplasm. Gene Ontology annotation, molecular function: protein serine/threonine kinase activity; ATP binding. Lineage: Eukaryota; Metazoa; Arthropoda; Insecta; Coleoptera; Staphylinidae. The record is from RefSeq and is a predicted model, not a curated record. Gene Ontology annotation, biological process: protein phosphorylation; intracellular signal transduction.
UCAAGGCAGAAGCGCAAUCAUAAAAAAUGAAAUAAUGAAAAAAUCUGAACCAAUCAAAUAUGAUUUGAUUUUUGAUCAGUUAAACAGAAAAUUUUAUUUUUAACUAAAUUUUCUUACAUUUUUGUGAUUUAAAACUAAAAUAUUUUGUUUUUUUAGUGUUUUUAACGUCACAUUAAAUGUCUAUCAAAAUUUUUUGUCAAAAUUACCAAGUUCUCUUUUACAACUUUGAAAAACGUUCAUUUCUGUUUACCACAAGUAUAAAAGCAUCAUUCAAGCACCGUUUUACACAAUAAUAUAAUAUCCUUACGAAUAUAAUCUCGCUGCAAGCCGGAGAACAUGAAUUAAUUUGCAGCCGUUUGUAAUGCAAUGCCUUCUCCAGUCAACAGCGUACAUCAUCAGACAGCACACCAGUCUCACCCCUCUCAGGCCAUAGAUAACUCCAAGGAUCGAAAGACUGUCCUUGAGAGCCAUGGCUACUUUCUCGGCAAAACCAUCGGCUCAGGCUCCUAUGCCACGGUCAGGAUGGCGCACAGCGAGUUACACGGAGGAAAUGUAGCCAUUAAGAUCGUCAGCAAAUACACGGCACCCGAGGAUUAUUUGAAGAAGUUUCUACCGAGGGAAAUCGAGGUGGUCAAAGGAUUGAAACAUCCUAAUUUAAUUAGAUUCCUUCAGGCUAUUGAAACUACUCAUAGAGUUUACAUUGUGAUGGAAUAUGCUGAUAAUGGCAGUUUACUGGACAUUAUUCGGAAGGAAUCUUACAUUCCCGAGGGUAGGGCACGACGCUGGUUCCGACAGUUGGUGGAAGCCAUCGAGUAUUGCCAUGACCGAGGAGUGGUUCAUAGAGAUAUCAAGUGCGAGAACCUCCUCAUGGACGGUAAUAUGAACAUCAAAGUAUCGGAUUUUGGCUUCGCGCGCUCCUACGUCAAGCAGCAGAAUGGCCAUCAAGUGCUCAGCGAGACCUUUUGCGGCAGUUAUGCGUACGCGUCGCCGGAGAUCUUGAGAGGCAUUCCCUAUCAACCGCAAUAUUCGGAUAUAUGGUCAAUGGGGGUUGUUCUUUACGCGAUGAUCUUUGGUCGACUGCCUUUCGACGACACAAAUUACACUUUACUGCUGAAGCAAGUGUCGAACAAGGUGACCUUUCCCAAAGACCCAAAAGCGUCGACGGCGUGUAAGACCCUCAUCAAUAAGAUUCUCGCACCGCUAAAAACGCGCGCCCGCAUCUCAACUAUCAAGAGCGACCCGUGGUACAACUAUUCGGGCGAGAAGCCAGGCAGCAGCCGCGAACAGAGUUCGAUUGCGGGCGAAUACAAAAUUUUCAAGUCAAACAAAACCAACACCGAGGAACUGCCCCACCAGAUCGCGGCGAUCCCCGCACGCUCUACCGACUACUACAAACCACAAGCAUAUCACUACUAGUGCCAAACAAACAACACUAUCAUAAUGGCAGUGCACAAAGGUGUAAAUCAUUUUGUUGCUCUUAGGAGUCGGAACAAUCGCAGGGCAAACUCGCAACGAUCUCCAGCAAGGAGGAAGCAGUUGCCCAACUUGUGACCAAAGAACAGCUUCGUGCAAAGGCUAAAAAACGUGAUAAGAAUGUAUACAGCACGGAUGAGGAGACUCCGAUUGGGCAGCAGUUGCCGGAUUCAUCUGAUGAAACCACCACGAGGAAUCGAAAAUAACAAAUCGCGAUAAUAAACAAUAAAACUUGAUUUUAUGCUGGAAAA